UCCUCAGCGACGGCGCUUGGUUGAGUCCCCGGCACUGAGCACGGCAUAACAAUACUGACAGACGCGACCCAAGACAAGGGGAAGAUGGAGCACAGAGACACAGACUUUAACAUAUUAUUAGCGACCGAUUCCUAUAAGGUUACACAUUACAAGCAGUACCCGCCUAACACAAGUAAAGUCUACUCCUACUUUGAGUGUCGCGAGAAGAAGACUGACCCCACUAAGAACAGGAAAGUCAAAUAUGACAAAACUGUCUUUUACGGCUUGCAGUAUAUUCUCCAUAAGUACUUAAAAGGAAAGGUAGUCACUCCGGAGAAGAUCCAGGAAGCAAAGGAGGUAUACCGGGAACACUUUCAGGAUGAUGUCUUUAACGAGAAGGGCUGGAGGUACAUCCUGGAGAAAUACGACGGCCACCUGCCCAUUGAGAUCAAGGCGGUGCCAGAGGGCAGCGUGAUCCCACGAGGGAACGUCCUCUUCACCGUGGAGAGUACCGACCCGGAGUGCUACUGGCUCACUAACUGGGUUGAGACAAUCCUGGUCCAGAUCUGGUACCCCAUCACCGUGGCAACCAACUCCAGAGAACAGAAGAAGAUCCUGGCCAAGUACCUGAUGGAGACAUCGGGGAAUCUGGAGGGUCUGGAGUACAAGCUGCAUGACUUCGGGUACAGAGGAGUCUCCUCGCAGGAGACUGCUGGUAUCGGAGCCUCUGCGCACUUGGUGAACUUCAAAGGCACAGAUACGGUUGCCGGCAUCAGCGUCAUUAAGAAAUACUAUGGCACCAAGGACCCUGUGCCUGGAUUCUCUGUACCUGCAGCGGAACACAGUACAAUCACUGCCUGGGGGAAAGACCAUGAGAAAGAUGCCUUCGAGCACAUCGUGAAGCAGUUCCCUUCCGUUCCUGUGUCCAUCGUUAGCGACAGCUAUGACAUCUACAACGCCUGCGAGAAGAUCUGGGGUGAAGACCUGAGGAGCCUCAUCGAAUCUCGGAGUGCAGAGGCUCCUCUCGUGGUCCGACCGGACUCAGGAAACCCCCUGGAUACGGUAUUAAAGGUCCUGGAAAUUUUGGGGAAGAAGUUCCCCCCAAAGGAGAACAGUAAGGGGUACAAGGUGCUGCCUCCUUACAUCCGAGUUAUCCAAGGCGAUGGAGUGGACAUCAACACACUGCAGGAGAUCGUUGAGGGGAUGAAGGAGCACAGGUGGAGCAUCGAGAACAUUGCCUUCGGAUCAGGCGGGGCGCUGCUACAGAAGCUGACCAGGGACCUCCUGAAUUGCUCUUUCAAGUGCAGCUACGUGGUCACCAACGGGCUGGGGGUAAAUGUAUUCAAAGACCCUGUGGCAGACCCCAACAAACGGUCAAAGAAAGGUCGUCUGUCCUUGCACAAAACGCCGAGCGGAGAUUUUGUUACCCUGGAAGAGGGCAAGGGGGAUUUGGAAGAGUAUGGUGUGGACCUGUUGCAUACAGUGUUUCAUAACGGAAAGAUAAUAAAGACAUACACCUUCGACGAUGUCAGAGAAAAUGCCAAGCUGAAGGAGUGUGAGCUGGAGGAAUUUCUCCAGUAAUCCUCUCCCCCACCUCUUCUCUACUCCUGGGUACCCCCCCCCCCCCCCCCACUCCCCAAAAGCACUGUCCCCAAGAGGGUGGAGAUGUCAACCCCACGCACGUCCAAACCUGGGCCCAAGAAGUCAGAGAGAUUUUAAAAGUACAAACACACUUUACCCUGCAGUGUACAGUGCAGGUGUGGUUUAUGUUUGAAAUUCCAGAACCUGCUAAGCUUUGGUGUAUUGUUAGUGAUGGAACAAAUAAAAUCAUCAGAUAUUACCACAUUUAGAGGAUUUAUAUUAUUGUAUAUAAAACCAAGCAUUCUGCUGAUCACACAUAUUUGAAUGAAGUGAGACAAAUGUGUACAUUUAUGAAAGUUUCUAAAAACUCUGUUCAGCUCUAGAUCGUAAAGAUAAUUGUUUAAUGUUGCUGAAUGUGACCGCUGUGUAUGCUGACAGUUAAUUACUUUUUACUGAGGAAUCAUUGUAUUCUUUUAUGCAAAUUACUCUGUUGAUUGGGGGAAAGCAUUUUUACUUUAUUCUUCACAAUUUGCCUUUUAUUUUGAAAACGGAAUCUUUUCCCUAUUAGAGAUGCCAAAUACUAACCUUAAUAUGGCCAAUUCUGUAGAAUCAUAAUCAAUCAUGUAGCAGUAAUACUGUGUUAAAGAGUUCCGAAGCUAAGGCCACAAUAUUCAUGCAAAUAGAAGUGUCAGCUGUAUUUUGUUUGUUUGUCUUUUUUUUGUACAAGUAUGAAUAUACUGUAUUUGUUGAUACAUUUAAGUUUUCUAUCACUUGGAAAACAGAUACUGAAGCGUAAG
Messenger RNA from Megalops cyprinoides (Indo-Pacific tarpon), 2357 nucleotides. It is a transcript of the gene nampt1, whose product is annotated as nicotinamide phosphoribosyltransferase 1. The transcript has 11 exons. The coding region runs from base 85 to 1560 and encodes 491 amino acids. Gene Ontology annotation, biological process: NAD+ biosynthetic process. Gene Ontology annotation, molecular function: nicotinamide phosphoribosyltransferase activity. The record is from RefSeq and is a predicted model, not a curated record. NCBI's taxonomy places the organism in Eukaryota, Metazoa, Chordata, Actinopteri, Elopiformes, Megalopidae.